ACGAAUUCUUUGCUUAAUUUGUUUCGAUAUUUCGAUUUUCGUUGUUUUUAAAUAAACAGUUGAAUUUUGUAAAGUGGCAAGAUAAUGAUAUAUUGUCCACUUCUGUCGGAUUUCACUAAAGGAUUAUCUAUUAGUGUUCACUUCCUUGUAAUUUAUCAUGACAAACAUACUUUAGGUUUUAUCAUGCAAGAAUUAAGUGGGAGGACACAAAUACGAUUUUUAAUUAACAUAACCGGAUCUCAUUUCUACUUCCUUAAAGUAUGUUUACUUCAUAUUUGUGCAUGGAUAUCAGUUUUAUAAUAUGAUAUGGAUAAGAUACAUAUCAUUUUGUGUAUUCUUUUUCAUUUCCAUGGAAUCAUUUACGGAGGUAUAGAAAGAGAUCUUACUGAUUGUCAACGGGGGCCCAAAUAUGAACCCUGUGUGUGUAAUGAUGUACCGGUUUAUCCUCCGUUUGGCUCUACUGAGUUUGUGGAUCAGACACAAGGAACAUAUAAAUGUGAGAAAGGCUACGCUUUAAAAGUCAAUGCAAUUAUUCGAUGUCUUAAGGGAAGGAAAAACAGAUCAAAUUAUUGGAAUGCAUCCGAAAGUGCUUGUGCAGCUAUAGACGACUGUGAUCCCUCCCCAUGUUAUAAUGAAAAUAUAUGCAUUGAUGGAAUUGAGGACUAUACAUGUCUUUGUUUACCUGGAUAUACAGGCAAAAACUGUUCUGAUAAUAUAACAACAGUGAGUGAAACAACUUCCGGUCACGUCACACAACAGACAAGCAACGAUGAUUCAACUGAAAAGCAAACAAUUUCAAGAUAGAGGCAUACCUGUAAGUAACUCAUCAAACUCAAG
Molecule: messenger RNA, 837 nt
Organism: Ruditapes philippinarum (Manila clam)
Lineage: Eukaryota; Metazoa; Mollusca; Bivalvia; Venerida; Veneridae
Product: fibulin-7-like
Exons: 5
Coding region: 307-804 (165 amino acids)
Molecular function (GO): calcium ion binding
Source: RefSeq, a predicted model, not a curated record